Messenger RNA from Scaptodrosophila lebanonensis, 4525 nucleotides. RefSeq names its product hormone receptor 4 (gene Hr4). The coding region runs from base 4 to 4446 and encodes 1480 amino acids. The transcript has 8 exons. The record is from RefSeq and is a predicted model, not a curated record. Gene Ontology annotation, molecular function: sequence-specific DNA binding; DNA-binding transcription factor activity; zinc ion binding. Gene Ontology annotation, biological process: regulation of DNA-templated transcription. Lineage: Eukaryota; Metazoa; Arthropoda; Insecta; Diptera; Drosophilidae.
AUUAUGACAUCCAUAGGAAUUAUGACACUGAGCCGUGGCCCGUACAGCGAGCUCGAUAAAAUGAGCCUUUUUCAAGACCUCAAACUAAAACGGCGAAAAAUUGAUUCAAGAUGCAGCAGUGACGGCGAAUCCAUUGCAGACACGUCGACCUCGUCGCCGGACCUCCUGGCGCCCAUGUCCCCCAAGCUGUGCGACAGCGGCACCGCCCUCGCGCUGCCGAUGACGACGCUGCCGCUGAGCAGCUCAACGUCGACAGUGGCAGCGACGGCAGCAACAUCGGUUGCGCCCUCAACAUCCACUGUGGCCCCAUCUUCAACAUCAGCAGCAUCCGCAUCGGCAUCCACAUCGGUGUCUGUGGCAGCGGCAGCGUCUUCAUCCUCGUCGUCCUGCACAAGCAGCACCAUAACGAUAACAGCCACUACAAAACCGAUAAAUCAAUGUUCCGCUGAGGCGAAGCAACAGACUGAAAUUCACUGCUCGAGCAGUGCUGUGACUGCAGCGGCGGCCUCCUCGGUGAUGUCACCGCCGCCAACGGAGCACGCCCGCACCACACCACCCAUGGCCGAGGGCUCCAGUGGGGGUGGUGCGGAGCGACGUGAGGCGGGCUGUGGAGAGGCGCUCUCAACGCGUGCCACGCCCACACCACCACACAACAAUGGCACCUCCAGCUCCAGUAACGGCAGCGGCAGCAGUCGUGCCUCGCCUGACUCCCUGGAGGAGAAACCGUCAACGACCACCGCCGCCACAACGACAGCGGUGGCGCUGACAAGCCGCCAGAACGAUACACCCACGAACGGCAUACUGUCCAGCAGUGGCAAAAUCAAUAGCGGUGGCAACAGCGGUGGCGGCGGCGGUGGCGGCGGAGGCAGUGGCAGCCUUAGUGUCAUACGAUCUGUGAAGGAGGAACGCAUUCUGGCCUCGCCUACAAAGAUGCUGGCUUAUCAUCAGCACCAACAUGCCCAGCUCGCCCAGCUCGGCCAGCAGGCUAAGGUGGUUGGCUCGCAGUCACAACACCAUGUGACGGUGCUGGUAACGCCGUCACGCAUCAAGGCGGAGCCACCACCACCAGCCUCACCAUCAUCCUCGUCGUCUUCGACGGUGGGCACCAGCACGCAACCGCAGUCGCUGGCAACGGUGCCAACCUCUUCCGCAACAUCGUCCUCAUCGAUCACCUCCUCACAGCAACACAUCAGUCGUGCCAGUCCGCCCUCACCACAGUCCAUGCAGCAUCACGCUCACACGCACGGACAUGGUCAUGGGCAUGGACACACGUUGCCACCACCGACCAUCGUCACGACACAUCAUCUGCACCAACAGCUGACCCAACCGCUGACGCUGCGCAAGAACAGUCCGCCCACAGAGCUGCAACUGCCGCUGCCACAGCUCGGCCAGAGCUCCCAGCAUCUGCUCAACCAAUCCAUGCAGCAUCUGACGCAGCAGCAACAGCUCCACCUGCACCACCUGCUCGGUCAGCAGCAACAGCAGCAGCAGCAGCAGCAGUCGCCCCACCAGCAGCACCAACACUCGCCACACUCACUUAUACGCGUCAAGAAGGAGCCAGCAGGUGGUGGACAGCUCCUGAAUCAUGGCGGUGGGGUGGUUGGCAAUGGCGGUACCGGUAAUAGCGGUGGUGCCACACAACGGCAUCUAUCACCACACCACCAGCAACAACAACAACAACAACAGCAGCAACAACAACAGCAGCAGCAGCAGCAACAACAGCAGCAAAGAGAGCAACGCGAGCGGGAACAGGAGCGGGGAGCUGCAAGCCAGUUGCCACCACAGGCGCUGGGCAACAUGGCGCAGGCGCUGAUGCAUCCGGCAUCGUUGCAGUCGUUACGCCACACCAAUCGUGAUGCUGCCAUACUGUUUCGGGUAAAGAGUGAGGUGCAGCAGCAGGUGGCGGCGGCGGCUGCCUCCGGUCUGCCACAUCUGAUGCAGCCAAGUGCUGCGGCCGCUGCGGCGGCAGCCCAAAGAAUGGUUUGCUUCUCGAAUGCUCGCAUUAACGGCGUCAAGCCGGAGGUUAUUGGCGGACCACUCGGCAAUUUGCGGCCGGGAGGUGGUGUCGCUCAGUGCCCAUCGCCACAUCCGUCGUCAUCGUCCUCCUCAUCACAGCUCUCCCCGCAGACGCCCUCGCAGACGCCGCCGCGCGGCACUCCCACGGUCAUCAUGGGCGAGAGCUGUGGCGUACGCACCAUGGUCUGGGGCUACGAGCCGCCACCACCCUCGGCCACGGGCCCUUCUGGUGGCAGCUCUAGUGGUGGUGGUGGAGGCUCCCAUCAAACGAUGGGCGGCCAGCAACAGCAGCAGCAGACGUCGCCGGCGGCGCUGCUUCAGUCCCAGGGCCAUCAUUGUCCGCAAUCAUCGCAUCAGUCGGCCUCGUCACCCUCUGCCGGAUCCAUUACGCCCACGCAUACGCCGGGCCCUUCGCCGCAGAACAAUGAAGAAGCCGCACAACUGUUGCUCUCCCUGGGGCAGACACGCAUUCAGGACAUUCGACCGCGACCCCAUCAGUUCCGGACGCCGCACGCUCUUAACAUGGAACGACUCUGGGCCGGUGACUAUUCGCAGCUGCCGCCCGGCCAACUACAGGCACUGAAUCUAAGCGCUCAACAGCAGUGGGGCAGCUCUAAUUCUUCGGGUGGCAAUCGCUCCCUGGACGCACAGCAUGAGCCCACGGACGAGGACGAUCAGCCGUUGGUGUGCAUGAUCUGCGAGGAUAAAGCCACCGGACUGCAUUACGGCAUCAUCACCUGCGAAGGCUGCAAAGGCUUCUUUAAACGUACGGUGCAGAAUCGGCGCGUCUACACUUGCGUGGCGGAUGGCACCUGCGAGAUAACCAAAGCACAGCGGAACCGUUGUCAGUAUUGUCGAUUUAAGAAAUGCAUUGAGCAGGGCAUGGUUCUGCAAGCUGUUCGUGAGGACCGUAUGCCUGGUGGCCGCAACAGCGGUGCGGUUUACAACCUUUACAAGGUCAAGUAUAAGAAGCACAAGAAGACGAAUCAGAAGCAGCAGCAACAACAGCAACAGCAGCAACAACAACAGCAGCAAAUGCACUCACCACACCAUCACCAUGGAGCACCACAAGGUCAUAGUCAUGGACACGGUCACCAUCCGGCGCAGCUUUCGCCGCACCACCUGCUCUCGUCGCAGCAGCAGUUGGCUGUCGCAGUGGCUGCCGCCCAACACCAGCAAUCGAAACUUCUUGGGCAGGCACAGGGCGGUCUAGGUGGCGGACCCAUCGGCCAGGGUGACCUGAAGCCGAUGUUCCUGGGGCCAGCGGUGCUCAAGGCGGAGCAUCUGCAGGUACAGCCAAUGCAUUCGCCGCACCAUGUUGGAGCGGGUCAGCAACAACAAUCUAUGCCUUCGCCGCACCACACACUGCACGGCUCGCCACAGGGCCCGCCCAGUGGCAAUGGGGGUGGGCAGCAGACAACGGUGGGUGGGGGUGCGCCCACGCCUACGAGUGCUCAGCCGGCGCUACCCUCGCAUUUAGUUAACGGAACUAUUUUGAAGACUGCUCUGACCAAUCCCAGCGAGAUUGUGCAUCUGCGCCACAGGCUAGACUCUGCGGUAAGCUCGUCAAAGGAUCGUCAGAUCUCGUACGAGCACGCGCUAGCGAUGAUCCAGACGCUGAUCGACUGCGAUGCCAUGGAGGACAUUGCUACGCUGCCGCAUUUCUCCGAGUUCCUCGAGGACAAGUCUGAGAUAAGCGAGAAACUGUGCAACAUUGGUGAUUCCAUUGUUCACAAGCUAGUCUCGUGGACCAAGAAGUUGCCCUUCUAUCUAGAGAUACCCGUCGAAAUCCAUACCAAGCUCUUGACGGAUAAAUGGCACGAGAUUCUGAUACUGACUACGGCCGCCUACCAGGCCCUGCACGGCAAGCGGUCCUCGAGUGGCACUGGUGCCUCUUCAGGGGCCAGCGCUACUGCCUCCACCACCACACCCACCCGGCAUUCGUCGCCGUCCCGAACACCAACGCCGACGCCGCCGACCACACAAUACACGCAUGCCCAGCCACUGCACAAGGACGAUCCGGAGUUCGUGAGUGAGGUGAACUCACACCUGAGCACACUACAAACCUGCCUGACGACGCUGAUGGGCCAGCCCAUUGCCAUGGAGCAGCUGAAGCUUGAUGUGGGCCACAUGGUUGACAAGAUGACACAAAUCACGAUCAUGUUCCGACGCAUUAAGCUCAAGAUGGAGGAGUAUGUCUGCCUCAAGGUCUAUAUCCUGCUAAAUAAAGAAGUGGAGUUGGAGAGCAUACAGGAGCGUUACAUUCAAGUGCUGCGCUCAUAUCUGCAGAACUCAUCACCACAAAAUCCACAGGCGCGUCUCACCGAGCUACUCUCCCACAUACCCGAGAUACAAGCGGCCGCCAGUUUGCUAUUGGAAAGCAAAAUGUUUUACGUUCCCUUUGUCCUCAACUCGGCGAGCAUAAGGUAGCAAUUGCUUGAGCACGGCCUGCUACAAACCUCCAGCAACGGUCCACCCAAAGAACCCCAACAACAGCAGCAGCAGCAAC